AUGUCUAUUGAUAGUACGCCUAUUACCCUUUGGUGUCUUGAAUACAGAAGUAGUCCUUCUCCUAUACCUGACAACGUAAAAGCUAAAAACCUUAGUUUAUGGAGUGUUAAUGUUGAAGAAAGUCAGUUGGAGAGUAACACCUCUAAUUGUUUAAUGACUGUUGAAAAUGAAAUAAAAAUCGCAACGCAAAAAGUUGGCAACACAUUCUAUGGAGUUCAAGAUAAUAACAUUUGA
Molecule: messenger RNA, 234 nt
Organism: Funneliformis caledonium
Lineage: Eukaryota; Fungi; Glomeromycota; Glomeromycetes; Glomerales; Glomeraceae
Source: the annotation of a GenBank genome assembly